GUCAUCCUGAUAACAUCGCAGAAAUAUUCAGAUCAAUGCAUCCCAAAUAUGAUUGGUACAACCUCGUGAGAUUGUGUCCUCCGCAACCAUGAAAUUCCAGCUAACGUAAAAAAGCACAAAAAAUGUUAAAGACAUUAUUACUCGGUUAUUAUUUCAUACUCCUAACCUCAAAUGUGAACAUUUUGGGUGAACAAUUCCAAGCAUGCGAUUCGUCCAGCGAUGAAGAAGAUUUAAAUGCGGUUAAAGAAGACCUGUUGCAAUUUCAACAAGCUCUAGAAAAUGCUCAACCAAAUGAAGAAUUUAAUAUUCCUGCAAAUAUGAAAUUGCCUUGCAAAACACAACACGUAGCUCAGAUAACUUGGCCAAGCGGAGCUCACGUUCUUUCAGGAGGAAUAGUAAAUUUCGAUGAUAUUCAGGAAAGGCCCAAAGUAAUAUGGCCUUGUCACGGAAGUAAAUUUUAUGGUUUAGUGUUCGCGAAUAUGGAUGCUGUAAUUGAGGCUGCUCGAAAAUAUGACAUAAAUGAUAGUGCAUGGAGAGAAUACCUAUGGUUUAUGUACAAUAUCCCUGGUAACAGAAUUAAUGAAGGCGUUGAAGUGAAACCAUAUCGCACACCUUCAAUAGAAAAAGGUGGAUCUUGUCGAAUCGUCGUUGCUGUGCAUGAACAAAGUCAAAGAGCCAAUCUUGAAAAUGUACAUAACAGCGAAAUGAGAGCUGAUGGAGCAUUUUUUGAAGUCUUCAAAACCUUCAAUGGAUCGCUUGCAGCUGGCAACAUGUUCACAGUUGUAAGAGCUUAAACUUUUUUCAGAAUAAUACCCAUAAAGCUUGGAAGACAACCAGAUAAGUCAAAUCAUUCUUCACUUCUUUAGUGAUAAUUAUCAACAAAUGCUAUUUUCUGUAAAUAGCCAGAUGAUCAAGGUCAAUUUUAAAUCAGCAACAGAACUUUUACCAGGUUUCCCUAAUCAACGAUUGAAUUGGGUCCAAAUAUUUGUCAAUUAUUUUCAUUGAUUGUAAUACGAUUUUUCAUGCAUGAAUAUCCCUUUGAAGAAAAUAUGUGAUGACACCAUUUGUGAAUCUCACUUAGGCACUAGGUACUUUUUCUUUUGUUUUUCUUACAUGCCAUUAGACCUUCUCUAAUCCAAGUACUUGAACGUGAGAAUAAAUCAAUAUUUUUUAAUAUAA
Planococcus citri (citrus mealybug) is the source of this 1179-nucleotide messenger RNA. RefSeq lists its product as uncharacterized. Lineage: Eukaryota; Metazoa; Arthropoda; Insecta; Hemiptera; Pseudococcidae. The coding region runs from base 123 to 794 and encodes 223 amino acids. The record is from RefSeq and is a predicted model, not a curated record. The transcript is spliced from 6 exons.